UGUUUGUGCGCUGACUGUUUGGAUUAACAAAGGCUUAAGUUUGCCAGUUGGCGGCACAAAUGAAAGACAUGAUGAUGAGCUGCAGAGGAGAAUGAUUAGAGAUGUGUCUCCCAAUGAUCUCUCCAUGAAGAGGGCCUUCGCACUUCUCCAGUCAAUGGAGUCCAAGUUGAUCCAAGCUGCUAAAGAAGCACAACUGGAAACCAAUGAAGUGGAAGCUGAGGCAGCUAUUCAAAAACUCGCAGAUGUUCAAUUGCCCCUGAACGGACCCAAACGGCUCGAAACCAACCAGACGCUGGGCGACCAGGCUGCCAACCAGACGCUGGGCGACCAGGCUGCCAACCAGACGCUGGGCGACCAGGCUGCCAACCAGACGCUGGGCGACCAGGCUGCCAACCAGACGCUGGGCGACCAGGCUGCCAACCAGACGCUGGGCGACCAGGCUGCCAACCAGACGCUGGGCGACCAGGCUGCCAACCAGACGAUGUUGAUUGGCCGGAUCUCCAGCAGCCGCGCCAAUCCACAGCAGGGCCUGGAACAGGGAAGUGGGCGGAGCCAUCACGCCAGCCAAUCCUCUCCGGGCAACCACACAGACUGA
Molecule: messenger RNA, 595 nt
Organism: Etheostoma spectabile (orangethroat darter)
Lineage: Eukaryota; Metazoa; Chordata; Actinopteri; Perciformes; Percidae
Product: circumsporozoite protein-like
Exons: 5
Coding region: 92-595 (167 amino acids)
Source: RefSeq, a predicted model, not a curated record